UUAAUAGUAAUAGUAUUGGUGGUGGUGGUGGUCAUUUUAUAGUAGUAGUGGUGGUAAUGGUAGUGGUAUUGGUGGUGGUGGUGGUGGUGAUGAUUUAAUAGUAAUGGUAUUGGUGGUGGUGUUGGUGGCGGUGGUAGUCAUUUUAUAGCAGUACUAGUGGUGGUAGUGGUAGUGGUGGUGGUGGUGGUGGUGACACAAGUGGGCAGCAACAGUGUCUGUUUGUCAUCACAGAGGGCGUGGCGGGGCGAGCAUGAACACCACCACAACACAGUCUUGUCCAUGCUGGUGGAGGGCAACGAGGCAGCCAUGGCCAACAUCCCCGAGGUUUGUGAUGGUCACACGCUGAGCCAGGAUGGCCUGACGCCUCUCCACGCCGCGGCGCUGUGCGGGGCUCCCAGUGCUGCUGUGGAGGCUUUGCUGCGACGCGGCGUGAGCCCUCAUGUGACCACCCCUGACAACAUGACCCCCGCUGACCUGGCACGGCAGCAAGGCCAAGACUCAGUGAUUAAGGGACUACAGCACCACCACUGUGUACAGGUUGAGCAGCCAAGUCCACCCUGCUGCUAUCCUCCAACCACCUGGCCAAGGCGACGCGGUCGGGCAAAUCUUCCGGCAGCUGCCCCUUCGCCGGUGUCGCCGCCUCCAGCAGCAGACCCCGGCCCCCGCCGCCUCAACGCUGCCUGGCCGCCACCCCGCCGGCCGCCGCCCCCAGCUGCCCGUACGCCGCCCCCAGCCGCCCAUAUGCCGCCCCCAGCCGCCCGUACACCGCCCCCCCGCCGCCCGGCUGCCCUCACGGCGCCCCCCCCUGCGGCACUCUCCAGCUCUCCACCAAGUACUCUUGAUCUGACUACUUUGUCUAACCAAGCACGAGCUCUCGACUCUGUAUAGAGGAACUUAGAGUUUUACGGUGAUGUUCCUUUGUUUUGUGUGAUCAGUGCUGCUGUGGAUAAUACUAUGUAACACCAUUUUUGUCUUUGACAAGCAGGUGUUAUUUUCCAACUCUUUUCAUUGCAAAACAAUAGAAAAUGUUCAUUAUUCCUGUCAAACUUUGCUUUUUAGAAUUAUUUUUUGCCCCAAAUAUCUAAAUUUUACCAUUUUUCCACAUGCUGUCACAGAGGACUUCUUUGCUCUUGUCUUGAAUUGACCACAUAUGUAGCAAAAUGCAUUUGGAGGAUGAUUGCCGCCUCUUAAUGCCAUUUCAUCUCUUGUGAUGUGUUCUCAGGCAGCCAAAGCAGAACUGAUUGGUGGUCUGCAAACCCCUACUUCUAUAUUGUCAAGCAGUACUCUAGAAUAUCCUUAGUCUUUCUAAAAUGUGUUCCAGAAUGUUCUCAAUCUUUCUAGAAUAUUCUUGAACCUACUUUAGAAUAUUCUGAAUCAUUCUAGAAAAUUCUUGUAGAUUCUAGAAAAUUCUUGAUACUUCUACAUAUUUCUACUAUAUUCUAGAAAGUUUUAGAAUAUUCUGGAAAUGUUUACAUUGAAUAGAAUGUUCUAAAAUGUUCUAGAAACUUCUAAAAGUGUCUAGCAGAACAUUCUGGAAGAUUUGAGAAAAUUUCUGAAAUGUAUGCAAAUUCUUCUUAAUAUGAGGAAUCUUUUGCUAGAGCUGGUCAAUUCAAGAAUGAUCUUAUUAAAAUUAAAAAUCUUUGGAACACUUUAUAUUCUUUCUUUCACUGUUUUAACUUAUUUACUACAUUUCAAAAGCAAUCAGAUAAGCAACUGAGAUUUUGCAAAGAUCUUUACCUGACGUGAAAACCAAUAGUAACCCAUACUAUAAUAAAAUAAGCAAAAAAUGUAAAUUAAUUGUUCUAACCACAAAAGCAAAGUUUUAGGAUCAAAAUAAAUUUUUUAUAUUUUGUUUAGAUGGAAAUAACUGGAAAAUUAUGGUUUGGAGCCAAGGACAAAAUAAAUGUGAAAUUUUGUUACAUAGUGUAAUAACACUAAUGGAGAGCCACAAUCUAUUACAGUAAUGGCUGCUAUAAAUUCAAAGUAUUUCUUUUGUGGUCUUUGACGCCACCCAUGUUUGAAGUGUCCUGUUUGUGAAUUGUUGUGCCAUAAGUGCCAGAAAAAGGGUCGCGUAGCUAAAGUGUAUUGGAGCACUCAUGCUACUGGGGCUUUAGCUUCUAUUGAUUGUAUGACAUUGGUGACUGUAACAUCAGCUGCUGCUACUCCUAAUAUAUUGUCAAAAGCGGUGGCUAAAAUUUUGACUGAAACAGAUGGACUUAUUGACAGUGGAAGCUCAGAGAGUUUUGUAUAUCAACAUAGUUAAACUCCACUCAUUAAAAGUGCAACAGUCUAAGCAUGAUGUAACCAUGGCUUCUACUUCAUUUUUUACUGAAACAUCUGGUUUUUGCAGUGUGGACACAAAAGUGAAUGGCCAGACCUAUGAAAAUGUGUGUCUGGCUGUUCUUCCACAACUCUGUUCUGAUGUAAUUCUAGGCCAAGACUUUCAGAAGCUGCACAAUAGUGUUACUUUGACUUACAGUGGAAACUUGCCCAUACUCAUAAUCUGUGGACUUAGAGAGCUGAAUGUAGAUCCUCCAGAACUAUUUACUAACCUAAAGGCUGUCAUCUUAUUGUCUCUAAAUCACAACACUACUGCACUGUAUCUUCACAGAAAAGGAAGUGGAAAGCCUGUUAAAGGAAAGAAUUAUUGAGCACAGCAACUCUCCAUAGCAUGCACAAGUGAUUGUGGUCAAAAAUGAGUCCCAUAAGAGAUACUUGGCCAUAGAUUACAGUGAAACAAUCAGUAAGUUCACACUCCUUGAUGGCUACCCACUGCCUUGGAUAGAUGAAACUGUGAACAAGAUUGCACAGGAUCAUGUCUUCAGUACGACUGACCUAUGCAGUGCUUAUCAUCAGGUUGCCAUCAGAGAACAGGACAUGCCAUGCACUGCCUUUGAGGCAUGUGGUAAACUGUAUCAGUUUACUAGAGUUUUGUUUGGAGUUACAAAUGGAGUGACUUGUUUCCAGAGAAUUAUGAAUUCACUAAUUAAAGAAGAAGGACUUGUUGGUACCUAUGCCUACUUGGACAACAUCACCAUAUGUGAAAUGAUGCAAGAGGAACAUGAUGCUAACCUUGGGAAAUUCCUCAAGGCUGUCAAAAGAAAGAAUAUGAUCUACAAUGAAGAAAAGUGCCAUUUUUUCAACUCGUAAGUUCCACAUUCUGGGCUAAAUGGUGGAGAAGGGAGUGAUUUGUCCUGAUCCCAAAUGCCUCAAGCCUCUUCAUGACUUAACAGUGCUGUGUGAUAGAAAGUCACUACACUGUGCUCUUGACCCAUUUGCAUAUUAUUCAUAGUGAAUAUAUGAUUAUUCACACAAGAUUUGUCCACUUAUUGCCACUAAUACCUUCCCUGUGAUGGAGGAGGCAGAAGCAGAGAUUCAGCAACUAAAGAGUGAUAUAGAAUCAUCAAUAGUUUAGGCAAUCAAAAAAUCUGAGCCAUUUCAGAUGGAGAUGUAUGCUUCAGACACCGCUAUUGCAGCUGUUCUCACCCAAGCUGGUUAUCCCAUUGCCUUCUAUUCUUGAACUCUGCAACGACCUGAGGGACACCAUGCUGCUGUAGAGAAGGAGGCCUUGGCUAUUAUUGAAAGUGCCACUGGGGGCAUUACUUGAUCAGUAAGCACUUCUCUACUAAAACUGACCAAUGUUUGAUAAACGGUAUAAGAACAAAAUAAAAAAAUGAUAAAAUUUUAAAGUGGAGGAUGGAAAUCUCUUGCUAUGAUUUUGAUAUAUUGUACAGACCAGGCCGAGAUAACAUUGCUCCAGAUAUACUCUCCAGGAGUUACUGUGCCAUGGCAUGCCCUGAUCAGCAGCCACUGUCUGCCAUUCAUGAUGACUUGUGCCACCUUGAUGUUACUCAUUUGCUUCACUUUGUCAGGUCAAAGAAUCUACCUUAUUCUGUGGAAGAUAUCUGUAGAGUUGUUACCUCAUGCAGGACAUGUGCAGAGUGCAAACCUAACUUCUAUCAACCUACAAGAAUUCCUCUUAUAAAAAAGCUACCCAUCUAUUCAAACAGCAUUACAUAGAUUUUAAAGGACCCCUUCCAAGUACAGACAAGAAUCAGUAUUUCCUAAUUAUUAUAGAUGAAUACUCUAGGUUCCCAUUUGUAUUCCCAUGUUCUAAUAUGUUUACAUUAACAGUUAUCAAUUGCCUUUCUCAAGUCUUCUCCAUUUUUAGCAUGCCAUCUUAUAUUCAUUCAGAUAGGGGAGCAUCAUUCAUGAGCAGAGAACUAAAAGAUUUUCUCAAGUAAAGGUGUCGCUUGCAGCAGAACUAUGAGCUAUAAUCCUCAAGGCAACAGGCAAGCAGUGAGGUUUAACAGGAGCAUUUGGAAGACCAUUACAACUGCUUUGGUAUCCUGUGGCCUGCUGAUCUAGUGGUGGCAAGUUGUCCUUCCUGACGCCCUUCAUUUAAUUAAUUCUUUGCUCUGCAUGGCAACCAAUGAGACCCCACAUGAAUGGCUCUUCGGGUACACUCGUCGGUCUUCCACUGGGACCUCUAUUCCAUCUUGGCUGUCCAGUCCUGGCAUUGUCUUACUUAGGCAUCACGUAUGGCCCAGUAAGACUGAUCUGCUGGUAGAUGAGGUUAAGCUCCUACAGGCAAAUCCCCAUUAUGCUCCCAUAAGGUACUCUGAUGACAAGGAAGACAUGGUAGCUACCAAACACUUAGUUCCUGCCAGUAGUGAACCUCAUGUACAGCCAAAUCCUGAAAUGAGCAACUGGCCUACUCAUUCUGUUGAUUCUACAAAUAUGACUCUUCAGUAUAGUUCUGUUCCUGAGGACACUUCAACUACUCCUCAUCAACACAAAUGCAGUGAGGAUACUUCAGUACUAAGGCACUCAGGCAAUAUGAGACAUCCUCCUACUUGCUUCAAGGUAUCUUGGAUAUAAUUUUGUAGAAGGUGGAGAAAGUGGUGAUAAUUGUAACAAUAAAACCAUGACAACUAUGAUUAAAUGUGGUUGGUUGUUGAGGCACUGGAUGGUUUAAUAGAAGGUAUCAUAUGGUUUGGGCGUGUACAUUCGUUAAGUGAUCUGGGAGGGAAAUGAGAGGCUCAGCUUCUCUCAUUGACAGCUCCUCAUUACUGCCAGGUGUGUAUUAGCAGAUGUCUUGACAGUGUGGGUUUUCUUCAUGUAUUAAGAGUUACUAGUGGAAGGAUAAUACUUGUGUAUUACAAUUUUGGGUUGUACUCUUUACAAACUCCUGUUACAUUUUGUGUUGAUUAAUGCCAAUCAUUUGGUCAGAUGUGUUUUACUACUCACAUCAUUACAUUCCUCAUUAUCUCUCUCAACCUAAACCUUCCAAACCUUGGUUUAACAUGGCCUGUUCUCAUGGAACAAGCACUGAAUCAUACAAAAGUUUUUUCAGCAGCUUUUCCUGUCUUCCAUGCCCUCAGCUGUGACUCCUUGAUAAGUAUGAACUUUCAUCAUAGUUAAUAAUAAGAAUUUUGCUAGGUGACUACAGGUGGUGAACUUAAUCAAAUAAUCAUGUGUUUGUAAGUAAUUUUUGAGAGUAGUUUCUUUUCAACUCUGUAAUCUAGGGUAAGAGUACUGUUAAUGCUGAGUUAUGCAGUGUAGAUAAUAAAUGAAUGUUGCUGUA
This is a messenger RNA of Scylla paramamosain (green mud crab), 5587 nucleotides long. Its product is annotated as prostaglandin G/H synthase 1-like. Gene Ontology annotation, biological process: cyclooxygenase pathway; response to oxidative stress. Gene Ontology annotation, cellular component: cytoplasm; neuron projection. The record is from RefSeq and is a predicted model, not a curated record. Bases 280 to 888 code for a protein of 202 amino acids. NCBI's taxonomy places the organism in Eukaryota, Metazoa, Arthropoda, Malacostraca, Decapoda, Portunidae. Gene Ontology annotation, molecular function: heme binding; protein binding; oxidoreductase activity, acting on single donors with incorporation of molecular oxygen, incorporation of two atoms of oxygen. The transcript is spliced from 2 exons.